This is a messenger RNA of Oncorhynchus gorbuscha (pink salmon), 1360 nucleotides long. RefSeq lists its product as uncharacterized. Bases 1 to 1194 code for a protein of 397 amino acids. The record is from RefSeq and is a predicted model, not a curated record. NCBI's taxonomy places the organism in Eukaryota, Metazoa, Chordata, Actinopteri, Salmoniformes, Salmonidae. The transcript has 3 exons.
AUGUCCAAUGAGCCCCGUAGCAACCUGCUCAGCCCAUCCCAGGUGGUUGUGGAGGUGGUGCCCAGGCUCCUCCUGGCCCUGUGGAUUCAGCCAAAGGAAGGCCAUUCAGGGCACCCAAUCCUAAUAAGCGGGAUGGCCGUGGGCAUGGUGGCGGCCGUAGUUGAGAAGCUCUCCAGCAUGUUAAAGGCCCCUUCCCCUCAAAUACCUUUCUCCCGCGCUGCGGCUUUUGAAUCUGUGUGGUCAAUCCUCGGGAGAAUCAGUCAGUCCUUCUCCACGGAUGACCUCCAGAGCCCAUUUUAUGUGAGAUCUGUCUGUGCCUUUGUGGCUGACGAGGUACAGAGCUGCUUCCAGCCCCCUGCAGCCACCUUACAAGUCCUCCCUGUCGUCGCUGCGGCCGUCUCCACCGCACCUCCAGACAUCCGAGCAGGAUUGUUGUUGUCACUCCCGGCUUCUUCCCACCUUGAGGUUGUGGACAUCACCCAUAACACACAGGCAGACACGGCAUCUUCCCACCUGGAGGUUGUGGACAUCAACGCUAACACAGAGGCAGACCAGGCGUCUUCCCACCUGGAGGUUGUGGACAUCACCGCUAACACACAGGCAGACACGGCAUCUUCCCACCUGGAGGUUGUGGACAUAACACAUAAGGCAGAGGCAGACCCGGCCUGUUCCCAUCUGGAAGUUGCGGACAUCGGCCCUAAAACAGAGGCAGACAGAGCUUGUUCCCACUUGGAGGUUGUGGAAAUCACCCCAAAGACAGAGGUAGACCCGGCUAAUUCACACCUGGAGUUUCAGGACAUCACCCCUGAGACACAGCAAGAUCCAGCUUCUUCCCACUUUGCUGUGAACAUCACCCGUAACAAAGAGGCAGAUCUGGUUUCUUUCCACCUGAAUGUUGUGGACAUCACCCCUAAUAGAGAGGCAGAGCCCAUCUCUUCCCUCUUGGAGGUUGUGGAUGUCACACCUGAAGAAAGGACUCUCAAGAUGGCCGCCUUUGCCACUCAGCCAACUGACAUCCAAGCAGAGGAUGUUGCUGUGGUCAUCCCAGAUGUCACCCCACACGUCACCAAGGAUGUGACACUGGAUGUUCCAUGCAGAGCUGCAUGCAAAGGGAAAGUCCGGCGAUUCUUUUUCAGGCUUUGGAGGGCAGUGUGCUGCUGCGCCUGCCACAAGGAAGAGGAGGAACAAUAUUAGUUAUUCAUCAGACCUUCAGAAAUGGGAUUGAACCAUAGACCAUUAAAUUAUUUGCAUCAUAAUAAUUGGAUUCAAUUCUGCUUUUCCUGUUUACUACUUAAUUUCAGAACAUUUCUAUAAACUUUCACUUUGCAAGUGUGGAGUAGGUUGUGUAAAUAAGUGGGAA